Oncorhynchus kisutch (coho salmon) is the source of this 4550-nucleotide messenger RNA. RefSeq names its product cadherin-related family member 5-like. Gene Ontology annotation, molecular function: calcium ion binding; cadherin binding; beta-catenin binding. The coding region runs from base 1086 to 2948 and encodes 620 amino acids. NCBI's taxonomy places the organism in Eukaryota, Metazoa, Chordata, Actinopteri, Salmoniformes, Salmonidae. The transcript has 13 exons. The record is from RefSeq and is a predicted model, not a curated record. Gene Ontology annotation, biological process: multicellular organism development; cell-cell adhesion mediated by cadherin; calcium-dependent cell-cell adhesion. Gene Ontology annotation, cellular component: adherens junction; membrane; catenin complex.
UCCAUUUUCAAAUUCAGCCAAUUCCAAUGUCUUGUACUUUCUGAAUGAACUGAAUGUAAAUGGAACCCCAACCCUUAAUCUGUAUCUGUUUCACCUCCUUUCUCAUCUCUCAGGAGAAACUGUUUCACAUCUCUCUCAGUCUGCACAGUUUCUCCUGACCCCUGUAUCUGUGUCUGUUUCACAUCUCUCUCAGUCUGUACAGUUUCUCCUGACCCCUGUAUCUGUGUCUGUUUCACAUCUCUCUCAGUCUGCACAGUUUCUCCUGACCCCUGUAUCUGUGUCUGUUUCACAUCUCUCUUAGUCUGUACAGUUUCUCCUGACCCCUGUAUCUGUGUCUGUUUCACAUCUCUCUCAGUCUGUACAGUUUCUCCUGACCCCUGUACCUGUGUCUGUUUCACAUCUCUCUCAGUCUGUACAGUUUCUCCUGACCCCUGUAUCUGUGUCUGUUUCACAUCUCUCUCAGUCUGUACAGUUUCUCCUGACCCCUGUAUCUGUGUCUGUUUCACAUCUCUCUCAGUCUGUACAGUUUCUCCUGACCCUGUGUCUAUAAAAGAGAACAGCACUGUGGACGUUCUAGUAGCCAGAAUCACCUGUAGUGAUGAUGUUCAGCUGACCGUCACGGAGAACCCUGCGGAGGCUUUCUACCUGCGGGGGACGGACCUCAUCGCCAAGAGAGGACUGGACUUUGAGUCUCUGCCCCGUGUGGAUGAUGCUCUGUGGGUCCGGGUGCGCUGCAACAGAACUGGCUCCAGAUCAGUGAGUAGUAGUGAUGACAUGUCUCAUGGUCAUGGGGCUGUGGGUCCGGGUGCGCUGCAACAGAACUGGCUCCAGAUCAGUGAGUAGUAGUGAUGACAUGUCUCAUGGUCAUGGGGCUGUGGGUCCGGGUGCGCUGCAACAGAACUGGCUCCAGAUCAGUGAGUAGUAGUGAUGACAUGUCUCAUGGUCAUGGGGCUGUGGGUCCGGGUGCGCUGCAACAGAACUGGCUCCAGAUCAGUGAGUAGUAGUGAUGACAUGUCUCAUGGUCAUGGGGCUGUGGGUCCGGGUGCGCUGCAACAGAACUGGCUCCAGAUCAGUGAGUAGUAGUGAUGACAUGUCUCAUGGUCAUGGGGCUGUGGGUCCGGGUGCGCUGCAACAGAACUGGCUCCAGAUCAGUGAACGUGUCUGUUGAAGUUUUCAUUGAAAAUGUGAAUGAUAAUCCUCCAAACUUCGCUCAGAGUCAUUACGUUCUCCAGGUGAACGAGCUGACUCCUGUGAACACCAGUGUUGGUCGGAUAGAGGCCACAGACAUUGACUCUGAGCCACUGUACUAUCGUUUAGAGUCAGCCACGAACAGGUAUCUACGACUGGAGAAUGCCAACACCCCCAACAUACUGGUACAAAACAUCAUCGACUACGACUCCGUCCAAAAGAUCUCCCUGGUCUUACAUGUACAGGACACGUAUAACGUUUCUGAGUCCGGCGAGCCUUCGUUCACUGCCGUGGUGACCAUCACGGUUAACGUGAAGGACAUUGACAACCGUCCACCGUGGUUCCAGCCCUGUGUCAGAACCAACCUGGGGAUAGCCAAACUGUGUGUCAGCUCCGGCUACAGGGCAAAGGUCAACCUCACAGAGAAAGAGGACGGUGCCUUAUCUCUGGAGCCUGGUCCGUUAUACGCCAAGGAUGGAGACAGAAACAGGAGUGAGAUGAUCAACUACAGGAUCAUUAGAGGGAAUGAAGGCAGCAUCUUCCAGAUCGAUGAGGAGACGGGGAACAUCUCCAUGGCCAAAGCGGCAGACAUAGCAGGCCCAAUAACCCUCACUGUCCUGGCCUCCCAGGUCACCAACAGGGACCAGUUUGCGGUGACUCAAGUCACCAUCGAGGUGCUGAGGAAGAGCAGGAACCCUCCGCGGUUUGAGAAGGAGCGUUAUGAAGGUUACAUCUACAGUAACUCAGUCCCAGAGACCAUGAUUCUACGAGACAGAACCUCCAACAGACCCUUCAGGGUCAGGGCCAGAGACGAGGACUUUGCCACCGGUGUAAACCCAGACAUGAGAUAUGAGGUGCAGUACAGCAGUUAUGUCAACGUGACAAACGAAGGGUUUGUUCUUCUGAAGAGGAUUGUGAAGACAGAGUCCUUCGCUCUGCAGAUUCGUGCUAUGGACCUGUCUACAGGGGAGUUUGGUACAGCGGCCCUCUCUGUCCUGGUUAUACCAGCUGUGGCGGUUCCUUUGCCCUCGGGGGCAGGGUACCGGGCGGGGGACAUGGCUCUUCUGGGAUUGAUCAUGGCAGCCAUCUUGGUUCUCUGCUUCAUCGUGAUUGGUUUCCUGAUCUCCCGCCUGAAGAAAGGAGGCGCCAACCUGGAUAAGAUAACUGAGUGUCUGGCUCCAUGUCUGAAGAUGACAAGGCCCCAAGGGAGACCCAAGGACACCCUGCAGUACACCAACGAUGGCUACCAGGGUACCGAGGGUGAUGCCCUGCGCUGCAGACCCAGACGCCCAGAGCCGGUAGACAAGAGGGGCCGAGGUGCUACUGUCCCUGGGGACAGAGGCAGAGCCAUCCCCCUGGAGCGACGCCGGAGCGACCGCCACUGUGGCUUCUGCGGCCUGUACGCCAACCACAACGCCAAGCCCGGCCCGGCCUGCAGCCCUGCUAUGGGGGGUGGGAGAGGAGAAGGAGGAGACAAGGACGGGGUGAGGUCCAUCCUCGCCAAGGGGGGGAGGAAGGAAGGAGGGAAGUCAGUGUGGUUUAAGGAGAACGAGGAUGCGUCUGGGAUCGAGGUGGAGAUCAUCCCGGAUACUCUGGGUCAGGAGGAGGAGACUGAGGAGGAGGUGUUGGACAUGGAGGAGGUGGAGGAGGGAGACAGGAGCAUGUCUAGUCAGACAGAGAUCGAUGGUGGGCAUGGGGACCAGGAGAGCCGUGGAGAGUCUGAUUCAGCUGCUAAAGAGGAAAAAGAGAAGGAGGGUUGAGAGGAUAUCUGGGUGAAUUCAAUAGGGAGAUGAUAGCUAGGUUAUAUUCUAUAGGGAGAGUAUAUCUGGGUUAUAUUCUAUAGGGAGAGGAUAUCUGGGUUAUAUUCUAUAGGGAGAGGAUAUCUGGGUUACAUUCUAUAGGGAGAUGAUAUCUGGGUUAUAGUCUAUAGGGAGAUGAUAUCUGGGUUAUAUUCUAUAGGGAGAUGAUAUCUGGGUUAUAUUCUAUAGGGAGAGGAUAUCUGGGUUAUAUUCUAUAAGUAGAGGAUAUCUAGGUUAUAUUCUAUAAGGAGAGGAUAUCUGGGUUAUAUUCUAUGGGGAGAGGAUAUCUGGGUUAUAGUCUAUAGGGAGAGGAUAUCUGGGUUAUAUUCUAUAAGUAGAGGAUAUCUAGGUUAUAUUCUAUAAGGAGAGGAUAUCUGGGUUAUAUUCUAUGGGGAGAGGAUAUCUGGGUUAUAUUCUAUAGGGAGAGGAUAUCUGGGUUAUAUUCUAUAGGGAGAGGAUAUCUGGGUUAUAGUCUAUAGGGAGAGGAUAUCUGGGUUAUAUUCUAUAGGGAGAGGAUAUCUGGGUUAUAUUCUAUAGGGAGAGGAUAUCUGGGUUAUAUUCUAUAGGGAGAGGAUAUCUGGGUUAUAUUCUACAAGGAGAGGAUAUCUGGGUUAUAUUCUACAGGGAGAUGAUAUCUGGGUUAUAUUCAAUAGGGAGAUGAUAUCUGGGUUAUAUUCUAUAGGGAGAUGAUAUCUGGGUUAUAUUCUAUAGGGAGAGGAUAUCUGGGUUAUAUUCUACAAGGAGAGGAUAUCUGGGUUAAAGGCACAAAACAGAAGAAAACAGAGUAAAACAGGAAGGUGUCUGAAGAUGUACAGUACGAACAGACCGCUCUAAAGAACAUACCCCAGCCGUAAGAGAAAUGGAGUUUCCAUCAUCAUGGGAAAACCUGACUAUUAUACUAUGGACAUCCCAGAGUGGGAUUCUGGAACAUGGACAUUAGUUCACACAGAUUGGAGGGAAUUACCCUUUUUGGAUAAGUGUGUGUCUACAUCAUGUGGCUUCCAUCGCACUAUGGUGAGAGAUUCCUUUCAAUAUAUGGGGAGACAUUCCUUUCAAUAUAUGGGGAGAUAUUCCUUUCAAUAUAUGGGGAGCUAUUCCUUUCAAUAUAUGGUGAGACAUUCCUUUCAAUAUAUGGGGAGCUAUUCCUUUCAAUAUAUGGUGAGACAUUCCUUUCAAUAUAUGGGGAGACAUUCCUUUCAAUAUAUGGGGAGACAUUCCUUUCAAUAUAUGGGGAGACAUUCCUUUCAAUAUAUGGGGAGACAUUCCUUUCAAUAUAUGGGGAGCUAUUCCUUUCAAUAUAUGGGGAGCUAUUCCUUUCAAUAUAUGGAGAGCUAUUCCUUUAAAUAUAUUGUGAUUUAUUCAAUAUAUAAAAGACAAUUUCCAUGAAGUACCACAAGAAGGGGAUCAAGUUGGAUACAAUUUCUUUUUAACUUGGUAUCUUUUAAUGAUCGUUCUGAGAGCGAAUCCAUCAAGUCCUUGGGAAAGAUUUUAUGAGUAUUACUAAUGAGGGAAAAAAACAAAUCCUAUUUAAAAUGUGGACUUUUUUUUUUUUUUUUUUUUUUU